Molecule: messenger RNA, 342 nt
Organism: Chaetomium globosum CBS 148.51
Lineage: Eukaryota; Fungi; Ascomycota; Sordariomycetes; Sordariales; Chaetomiaceae
Exons: 2
Coding region: 1-342 (113 amino acids)
Source: RefSeq, a predicted model, not a curated record
AUGAUUACCAAUAACCAGCUCGUUGACGCCAUCAACCACGCUUUGCUACCCUGCUCAUUGUGGUGUGUCAUGGGCGGGACAAGAGCUAACUACACUAGAGCGCACCCGCGUUAUCUUGACCGCCUCCAACACUGCGACACAUCGCGUCAUGAAGUUUUGGAGGUAGCAAGUAGCGACUACAUUGGGCCCCUACCGCCGGAGGUCAUGAGCUGCCUCGGUCCCACGGCCGUUCCCGAAGAACCCGCCGAAACGCAGCGAGGACCAUGUGUUGCUGCAAAGGCGGCACAAUCCAAACCCCUACUUUUUGCUCCCGGCACAUGCAUCGAGAGAGGGGGGCCGUGA